Messenger RNA from Delphinapterus leucas (beluga whale), 1624 nucleotides. The record is from RefSeq and is a predicted model, not a curated record. NCBI's taxonomy places the organism in Eukaryota, Metazoa, Chordata, Mammalia, Artiodactyla, Monodontidae.
CACACCGGUGCCUCGUUAGCGUCCCGCUGCCGCGGAUCUGAGGGCCCCCUGAGAGGCACCUGCGCAAGAACCUCAGCCUCUCUCCGGGGAGCGGGCCGUGUCCCGAGGCCGGGAAGCCCCGAGGCAGCCACUGGACAGGCGCUCCCAAGAGGACGAGCGCCGCGACUCCCGGGCACCCGGCGGAGUCCGCGGGACGGUGCUCCGAGGUAGUUGGUCCUCUCCGGGUAGCCUUCGGCGUCCGGUGGCCAGCCGGGCAGAGUCCACGUGACUCAGGGGGGCAACAGGCAGGAGCAUGGCUGCCACCAGACCGCUGUCCCGCUUCUGGGAGUGGGGGAAGAACAUCGUGUGCGUGGGCAGGAACUACGCAGACCACGUCAGGGAGAUGCAGAGCGCCGCACUGAGCGAGCCGGUGCUCUUCCUGAAGCCGUCCACCGCCUACGCCCCCGAGGGCUCGCCGGUCCUCGUGCCCGCCUACACCUGCAACCUGCACCACGAGCUCGAGCUGGCCGUGGUGAUGGGCAAGCGCUGCUGCGCCGUCCCAGAGGCCGCAGCCAUGGGCUACGUGGCCGGCUAUGCCCUGUGCCUGGACAUGACCGCCAGGGACGUGCAGGACGAGUGCAAGAAAAAGGGGCUGCCCUGGACUCUGGCCAAGAGCUUCACGGCCUCCUGCCCGGUCAGCGCGUUCGUGCCCAAAGAGAAGAUCCCUGACCCUCACAACCUGAAGCUCUGGCUCAAGGUCAACGGCGAACUCAGGCAGGAGGGUGAGACAUCCUCCAUGAUUUUUUCCAUCCCCUACAUCAUCAGCUACGUUUCAAAGAUCAUGACCUUGGAAGAAGGAGAUGUUAUCUUGACCGGGACGCCAAAGGGAGUGGGUCCCGUUAAAGAAAACGAUGAGAUCCAGGCUGGCAUACACGGGGUCGUCAGUAUGAGAUUUAAGGUGGAAAAGCCAGAAUAUUGAGUGUAUCCAAAGCACCCUAACUUCUUAACACGUUUCAGGGGGAAGGGGAACAAGAUAAAAGCAAGAAAAGGUUAUUUAAUGUGAUAAUCCUUUAAUGAGAAACUAAUUUUUUAAAAAUGAUUGGAUUGCUAUGCCUCAACUCAAGGAAGAUGGACCGUCGGAGAAAAACCUGAUCUAGAAGAGCUGGGCCAGAAAUGGAAAUGAGAAGCAGUGCCUCCUAGGAAACAACAAGCCAAAUGUUCAGAAAACUUACUUUCCUUUCCUAAAACUGGACCGGAUAAUACUUCAGUGGGUCAUUCUGCGACCACGUGUUCAAGACUUAAAAUCUGCAAAGGAAAUGGAAAAGCACGUUUAAUCAGUGUUUCCCAAAGUUCCUUGAUGAUGAAAAUCAUCUGGAGGUAUUUGUAAAAGUAAAAAUUUCCAAAUUGCUGGGCCAUCCCAGGCCUAAUAUAUUAAUUAAUGGAAUCAAUCUCUGGCACUCCAAGUGAUUCUUAUCAUGCAAAUGUGGAAAAACACUACUCCACAUAGUUAAUUAAAAGUUUUAUUUAAUAAGUGAGCAAUUAAUGAAAACCUCACUUGUUUACUUAGGGUGUGUAUUCUGGCCCAUAGAUUCUGAGUUAGGGAGAUAAUUUUGAAACUUGUUUCCCAAAUAAAUAUGCUGUCUUU